This is a messenger RNA of Exaiptasia diaphana, 13400 nucleotides long. Its product is annotated as probable E3 ubiquitin-protein ligase HECTD4. Bases 54 to 12422 code for a protein of 4122 amino acids. NCBI's taxonomy places the organism in Eukaryota, Metazoa, Cnidaria, Anthozoa, Actiniaria, Aiptasiidae. The record is from RefSeq and is a predicted model, not a curated record. Gene Ontology annotation, molecular function: ubiquitin-protein transferase activity. The transcript is spliced from 51 exons.
GCCAUGUUUACUGCAACUUUCCUAGAUGGGCAACUCGCUUACAAUGUCAAAUUAUGACAACAGAAAUCUCCUUGGAUGAUGAAACUUGGAGUUCUGUUACAGAACAAACCAUUCUUUUACACGAUGGCCUGAAAUAUGUAGCCAACGUCGUCAGUCCACCGGAAUUUCUUCCGAAACUUUUGUCAUUGGACUUGAUCGAUUCUGAUAUCGAGUUCCGGUUUGAUCCAACAUGGCUUGCAAAACUGUCUGAGACUUUGCGAACUACGUACUCCGUGGAGCACAGUCCAUAUCACUUAUUCUUUGACUUUAGACAGCGAAGUAUAACAACUCUUUGGAAAUUGCAGAAAAAGGUUUUGCAUAAUUCAUUCAAUGCUCAGCAAGGCAAUGGCGAAUCAUCGAUCCUUUCUCAGUCAGGGCAAAAUGUUUCUUUCACAUCUCACAUCAGUUUACUUUUACUGCUGCCACUUUUACAGUCCCAAACCAGAACUGAUCCGUCUCUUCCUGCUAGUUGUAUUGCUUUGUUAUUAAACUGUUUAAAAGAAUGCAGCCCAAAUUCACUGAGUUGCGAGCCAGUUUCAUGUAUUGAUGGAUUGAAGGAAUUGUUAUGCUCAUGGAUUGAAACUGAACACGUGAAGGAAAGCCCAUCAUCUGGAAAUGAUGCGAGUAUUUCAAUGAAAGAAGAUGUUAUUGCUGCAUUUGCUGCACUAGCUUGUGGAAGGAUGUCUCUCAAGACCUUCAUCGAACUCCUUUUCCUAUUACUAAAACACAGAACGUCAUUGCUCAACAUUUCUAUAGGCAAUGUACUUCACAAUUCUUUGAAGUUCUUAUCCACAGCCAAGUACGCUAAACCUUCAUUGCUCAGAACUUCACAUUUUAAAGCACAAUGGCCUUGUAAUCCAUUCCCUGACUUACCUGUACUUUCUAAAGUUGAUGAUAAAUGCCCCAGUAUUUCAUGCAGUGGAAAGUAUUUAUUUGUAACCAAUGGUUCUGAAAAAGGUCUGGCAAAAAUUGGAACUGGAAAAUAUGGAUCUUUUAGGGGAUUUGUGUACAAUAUCAACCUCUCUAUGGAAAAUGGAUGGGUAGCAUGGAAUAAUGACAAUCUGUUGUUUAGACCACAAUCCUUUGAUGCUCAAAGCAAGUCUUUUUGCCUUGUUUUGGACCCAUUCUCACUCCAGGUUAAGACUACUAUAGAAUUCAGUGAGUCAUUUGAAAGCCCUAAUAUGGAAGUAAAUACCAAGAUAAUGACCGUCCAGUUUACAAGUGAUGGUGUGCGUCUAUACUGGAUCUAUACCACUAGAACACAAGCAACAUCUCAACCCAAUSAAGAACCUUCAGAUUUUCAACUUUUUGUCAGGGAAUUCAAGAUUGAAACCAAGGAGAAAAAUAAUGAUAYCAACAUGAUGCCAAUAUAUGAGGCUGUUUCAGUCAGAUCUGCAGUAACUAUUUCUAUCAAGAAUUCUAAAGUGAAAGAUAAUCCAGUUCACUUCACUGACACURGCACAUCUUUAGCAGAUUGUGACUUAGGAUUGAMCCAUGACAGACUCCUUCAAACGCCAAUGUUUGUCAGCAGUAACAUGCUAGUGGUGGUAUCGCCUCACUCCCCGCCUUCCUGUGAUCCYAAGAUACAUGUCAUCAGAACCAAGAAAAAUCCCUUAAACUGUUGUUUCUCAUUGUUUGAUGGUCAACUUAUUUAUAAAGACAAUGUGAUAGACAGCUGUGGUGAUAAUGCAUGGCAAAGUUUUUUCAUACCAAGGCUGGGUAUUUGUUGUGACCCUUCCAACGGUCUUCURUGGACSUUUGGUCAUGGGAAAAUCCACGAAUGGAUCAACAGUGGAUAUCCAAGCCUAAACUCAGUUAURCAGCAAUUAGCCAUAACAGAUAUUGAUAUUUUCAAUACCAUUGACUUACUAAGUCCUACACAGGUCAUCUCUUUCGUUACGGCUCAAAUCAGUAUCCUUUCUAAAACAUUAGAYGCUCAUUUGARUKCCUCUCUCGCCGUCGACACGCCAUUUGAUGAUGCUUGUCUUAAACUGAUUUACGAUGUCCUUCAUCUUGCGAUAGUUGGCAAACAUCAAAAUACCAUUGUAAGUCUCCUACAGGCUCUUCAACCAUUUCUCAAGUUGACAGUCACAAAUGAUAUCAAACAAGAUUCACAGCUAGUGAAAGAUCUACGCUCGUUGGUCUGGAUGCUAGUUUGUUCAAGCUCCACGCRUAGCCAAAUUCGUCUUGAAGCCUGUAAAGCCUUUGUGUGUGGGUUACGUGUGUUUUACAGGGAGUCAAAGGAACAGAGUGCGCUGUURAUGGUCUUGCUGUCUGAGAAAGACUCGAGUGGCGUUUUAAUGCUCAGAGAAAUGCUUCUUCAUGAACUUGCUCUUCAGUUGAACACUGUYAAAUCGCGUGAUGCAUCGUGCAAACUAGCAUAUGAUGCAGUGAGUCGACUCAUUAAGACUUGCGUAGCGGAAUCAUCCAGAAAUAUCGCAUUAUGUUGCUCACUCGAUGAUGAAGAGUUUUCAGAGUUAACUGCAUCACAGCCAGACACUUCAGCCACAUUGACCUACAUCUCUAAUCUGGUAAUAAAAACCUGGAAAGAAUUGAUGUUGUCUGAGGACUGUAAUGCCGACGGAUCUUUGGCAGAGGUGUCUGAAUUCAUAUCCAAAAACGUUGAGUCCAUCAUGUUGGCCAAUAAGAUGUUCGAGGCAUGUCAAAAGCUUUUUGAAGACGUAUUCGAAGUUCUAAGCAAGUUACAAGUGAAGGAAAAAGAYAUACUAGCGUUSCGUCUCAAGGGUCUUGAGAAAGUUGUCAAAGCCACACCCAUAGGGCAAGUGCUUGUGUUCUUGAUGACUAUUCUUACUCAUUCAAAGUUCUGUAGUCUUCCAUUAGCGACUGGAUUGCUAUCAASGGUCACAUCUACAACUAUUGCUGCUACUAAGACUGCAAAGUUGUUCUGCCGUCUACAAKCAAGUGCAAMCCAGAACGGAGAAGAGUCUGAAAYCAACCAAUCACUAACGUCCUCCUUACCAGACCUCUCUAUUUGGACACGUUCGAAYAGGGUGGAAAGCAUUCAUCCAAUCCGUGACGACUACAAGUUUACUAAGACUGUAACCUUCAAAGGCGCGAAAUGUCUUUAUGUCAAGUUUGACCCGCGAUGUGCCACGCAAUAUGAAUACGAUAAGGUUAUCGUGUAUGCCAACACUAGUCCAAGCGGUAAGAAGGUUGGCGAGUACGGUGGUAAUUCAUAUGGAUAUGGAAGUAAAGGUGUUAUUAAUUUAGGCUGGCCUAAAGAUAUCAUAACCGUUGAAGGUGAAAGUGUUACCAUAAGCUUCCAGGUUAAAAGCACGCGUGAAAGAAACACUCCCGACCGAGCUGUCUGGGGAUUCGCUUGUACUGUAAGCUUAAAGAAAGACGAAGAACAAAGCGACGUCACUGUUCCAGUAUUAACAGAUGUUGCCCUUGGCUUACUGUAUCUUAGCUACAAACUUCUAAGUGUUCUCUACGAUGGACCGUUGUCAAUUGACGAAGAAAACAUCUGUAAACACUUACUAGAUUCUCAGUUACUACAAAGAUGCGUGUGGGAGAAAACUCAAGCUACACCUCUACAAGAUUCAGAAGCAUGUGGCAUCACCAUUACAGUUACACCUGACAAAUCAACCCAGCCCAGUCCYCAACCACGACAGAAACUAUCACCACAACUUAUCAAGCGCCUUCGUGACACGUCAGGUGUCCUCGCUCCAACUCUACGACCCAGCAUACAACAAGCAUURCAACCCUACGACAUCGAGGAGGUCAUACUGAGUGCUGUGAUAAGACACCUUGACAUGUCCGAUGUGAUUCAUGGAUUGGAGUUGCUACAAGUUGCAGACUUUGAGAGUAUUAAAUAUCAGCGACUAUGUGAAACGAUGAGRGGUGUGUUCAGAAGACUCGAUGGUAUUCUUCGUCAGUUUCAAGCAAUGACCGAGGUCGAACUGCGAUGGAGCCAGGAAGUAGACGAUAUAAGACAUGGUCUUCUGCAACCAAGCGCAGCUUUCUUCAAUGAAUAUCAUUUACAAGAGGUGAAGUCAAAAGAUUUAGAGCUMUUGUGCAACAUGAAGGGCAUCGAGUUUGAUCCAAUGGAGCAAGAACAGGUGGUUGGAAAGUUGAUAGAACUACUUGAUUCUGAUGCUAAAACAGAUAGUCUUAAGUAUGAUCCAGAGGACUUGCUUUCAAGGAUGCCUAAGACCAGAGAGAAGAGRCAUUUGUUGAUGGAAUGUAGUGAGUUGCUGUGCAGUGUUACCAUUAAGAACGAUUCCAAGAAAGAUGCUCCAGGACGAAGUAUAUCACAAGGCACAUUUAGUGCCAUGAAUUUAGACAACGCAAAUCUGAAAUCCGAGGAUAAGACGGCUCUGUUCUAUCGUUCCCUUUCAGCGCCCUCGCAACUUCACCGGUCUCUUUCCGUUCAGGAAGGAGCGAAGGAUCUGCGGCGACUCCAACGAUGGAGAAACGUUGUACAGAAAAARAACAAAUCCUCUGGCGUGACAUCCCAUCCCGAGGGGGCUGUACACAGUCUGGACUUUGGUACUAUMGUGGAUGACAUUUUUACUUUCAUUGGUAGUGACCGUGACAAAGUGAUAUCGUGUAACAGUUUUUUAACCGCAGCGAGAAUACGCAAUGAACGUGGUUUGUCACGCGURCAAGCKYUCCUCCACAUGCGUGACUUGGUUAACAUGUGUUGUGGCAUGCCUGGAAGUCUUCCUAAUCUUCUCCACACAGUGGCUUCGAUACUGUCGCAAGGGCCCAGAGUCGAUGAGCUCAAGUGUGGUGGAUUGGUGGAAGCUGUUCGAGCAGAAUUUAGCAAUGUUGUACAGUCGUUGUUACAACAGGCGUCYACUGAUCCUYUAGUCUACAGUAAUAGUAUCAUUACUUUAUCUGUUUGUCCGUUCUCAUGGAGAGAGGAGCGUUGCGUGAUUCGUAGUGGUGUGAUUGCGUUACUUGAUAAGCUGUGCGUUCUYGRRMGUGACAACCCAAUGGCGUCACACAAUCUAUCGUCAAUGGCUUGGGCUAGUUUCGAGGUUUUGUUGGAUCGAUUUGUCCAGUGGGAGAAAGAUCAGGACUAUCGUAGUGGGGCCAUAGAGUGGUCAGGCCUUGCCUACCAAGUCUCAUCUCUGAUAACUAACUACCUAAAUGAUGUGCUACAACGAAGUACUAGAAAUAAUCUGAAAACCAGAGAUGCCUUACAACACGUACUCAAACUACUGCAGAGCAUCGCUAAGAGCAAGAUGGGUGAAGCUAUUUUACAGCAAUCCUGUACAGUCUCGACACUGCUGGCYGUCCUUCUUGACUUCGAUUCUCCUCCUAAACUAGUAUUAGCCGUCCUGAGACUAUGCCACGUUGCCUUACCACUGAUGACAGAAGCCAGUUGUCAAGAACUUAAGUUUCCAGCAAAUAGCGAGAGUUACCUGGGCGAAGCAGACCUCAAACCUGUCGUAAAAGUUGCAAAACUACUACUGAUGAAGUUGGGCGAAUUUGUUCUUCCUUGCACGCCACUAGAGACGAAUGAUAAGRAUAAAGAGGAAGGAAAGGCAAAGAAGGAUAGUGAGGGAAGCUAUCUAGUGUAUGUGCACAAAAGAGUCAAUCAACCUGCACAUGAAGUCGUUCAGAAAAUUAUGAGUUYGUUAGGACAGCAAUUGGCCUCUGGGAUUGGCGAGGAGAUUAAUCGUGCCGUUCGCUUYGAUCAAGAGUUGACACAAAAUAACCAAGUGCUAGUUCUAAAUGAUUCACUGCGAGUUUGCCAGAGUAGAGCCUCUCAUCUUGCGAACGUGGGCCUGGUAACUAGCAUUKCUCCAGCCAAUCAUGAACUGGGAGCAUCAGAAGACGAAAAACAACUCAAKUCGAGUGAAGAGAUUUGCCAUUUGCGAAAUCGGAAGCUGGCUAGUGAAUCGUCCCGUCAGCCAUUUGUUAGUGGUCAAGUAUCGUUAGCUAUGGCGUCCGAAGUCAUCUCUCUKCUCCAGUCUCUCUUAUCGUCAUGUUAUUCUGACARCACCACGAAACUUUGGUCCACAGCAAUCAAGACUGUCAUCUCAGAUGCACUGAGCUUAGUGCCAUUAUUGAUAGACAACAUUGCRAACCGUGUAGAACAGUUGAUGCAGUAUUUGGCAUCAGAAAAUGGCGAUGAGAAUCUUCCUGAUAAGCAAGACGARAUGCUKACUUCUUCACGUCAUGUCAUGGCUGCAUUGUGUGUCUUGGGAGGAUUUCARCAAACMGUGUAUUCAGGAUGUAAAGCAAAGAUCACCGGGGAAGAUGUAGAGUUAGUCACGUGUGAAGUUACAAAUAUCAAUGAAUCACUGUGUACAGCGUCUGUAUUACCUGACAUGCGCGAUGGAGAAGUACAAAGUYCAUUUAAUGUGCCCUUGGCAAGACUUGAACUGAGAGACAAACAGAUUGUUUUGRUGGAUAAACUUGAUUUGGUAAACACCACACUKGAAGCACUUCACGAAAUCUUGAAAACACGAGAUGUCACGCUACCUUGCCCUAGUGCUACACACGAUGGUAACGUUGUACUUCUUCAAACAUCUGUUGCACGGCUACUGUGUGARAUGAAAACAAGAGCAAGUAUGGCUUUGGCAUGUCAAAUGAAGUCCCAAGCGUUCUCUAAUGUCUUCAAUGAACACCAUUCAAAUCCUAUGCAAACAAUCGAAACCCUCGCGAAUGACUGCGAUCCCGGACAACGUCUWUCCAUCGUCGAGUCACAUUGCCAGGAACUACGAAAGCUUUUCAAGGAUUUGAUUAAACCUUCAAAUGGCGGUCUUAAAGGAAAACUAAAAGAUGUAACUCUAGAUAUCACAAAGGAUUUUCCCCCAGUUCAGGGUGUGGUUAUGUCUGAGCGGUGUAAGGUGGCUCAUUUGGUUUACGAGGGGAGCAGUUUACAAAGUGUACCUCGUGGUUCGUAUAUAUACUCGACUGUUUCGAUACCAGUSAAGGCUCCUUCCUUCUAUUGGGAAGUAGAGGUGCUGUCUCUUGGAAACACAGCUGAAGACACUUACACGGCUGGUGGCUGCUCGCUUUCUAUUGGUCUUGCGCCCGCAGUUACACAUUCCCCUGAAAAGUGGUCUUCUCCAGUUGGCGCAUGCUUAAUACACGAUAAUGGAAUUGCUGUACAUUACAAGAGAGGUGGUUUCACGUCAUGGGAAACCAUAAAUACUGGCCUCGYUUUAAUGCAAGGUCACGUGCUAGGCUGUGGCUACACGAGGUCKGAWGACAAUGUAAGCACUGUGUACUUCACUCACAAUGGUCAGCRGUUACCUGGAUGCUUGAAUGACGUCAACGCAGGUCUUUGGCCAGUUGUUCACMUACAGAGAAAGAAUGUUAGAGUUCGCGUUAAUUUCGGAAACAGUCCCUUUAAAUAUGCCAAGGGAAGCAAGAUACGGCAAGCCGCUGACCUGGUUACUGAUUCAAUGGAAGAAAUUAGAAAUAUGCUKCAAGAGCUGCCUUUUUCCCAGGACAGCGAUGACGAAAUASAACGAGAACCACCGSUGACUAGUCAAGAGACGUCAAGUAGAACAAAGAAUAAACCUGAYCCGUUGAAAUUGGUGUCACAGAUCACAGAUUUUAGAGAAUAUGAUCCCAGCUCAUCUUUGAACUACCUUUUGUCAAGUACCUGUGAUAUCAUGACCGAUGUUGGCCCGUCAAGCCAUCUAAAAGAAGACGAUCGUCAAGUCGAAAGCCUGGAUCACAAGACUGCUAACCCUAGUGAUCUAUUAGUGAAGGCUUGGGAAGAAAAAGUGUUUCCUGUCAUUAGAAGACGAUUUCGAAAUGAAGCAGACAGGCGUUCUGGACUCGAACAAAUACGUGGUGCUCUACAAGCAGGKCUGAUGGAUAUAGCUAUCGCUACUUUAGAAGAUCUUUACGAGGAUUCAGGAGGAAUACCCAACAGCUUGACAAUGCCCCGCCUUGAGGAUGUCAAAGAAGAUGUCAAUAAAAUAUCUAUAAAUACAAUUAAACAAGGCAUGGCGGUCGUGAUUAUUGAUGAUGGCGAUGAUGCUUUGGUCCUUGCGCGAACUCUUUCACGUCACCUUCUUAAAGCUCCACACUGCAAUGGCAGCACGAUGCCAUCUUCUCUUCCCACACUAUCAUCUCCUCGACAAAGUCUGUCGCUAUCUCAGCUUCUUCCCAGCGUCAUAUUUUUCUCUAAACCACUCACUAUAACCAAAACAAUUCAUCAACUCCUCGAUUCAUCUUGUCUUUGUGGUGAAGAUGACAUGAUCAAGUUGACCAGUACUAUUUGCCAAGGUUUACGAGAACCCCAGAUCUAUCACCGUGAAUUUYUUGUUAGCCCAGACAACCUUGAAGAGGAGGUCUACUUCAGUGACGUAGCUGUURCUGUAGUGACGUGUCGGGUAAACCCCGCAGUGCACAAUGGUUGGAUGAACAGUAAAAACCCUUUAGUUACCGUUCUGUGUUACUACGGUGGACCCAUUCUAAGCAAGUCCAGUACAAAAGCUCGCUACAAGGCCGUGCAAUACCCCGUAGAGGAACCAGACAACCAAGAGAAAUUUCCUAGUAAAAUACUACCAACAAAUCGACUGCUGAUAAGACACGAGAGGCACUCAAUGGAUGGGCCUAUUGUCGACUUGCAUGGUCUCUCCCCUGAUGUUCUACUAGGUCUGGUCUACAUUGAGUCUCGCUACAAGGCCGUGCAAUACCCCGUAGAGGAACCAGACAACCAAGAGAAAUUUCCUAGUAAAAUACUACCAACAAAUCGACUGCUGAUAAGACACGAGAGGCACUCAAUGGAUGGGCCUAUUGUCGACUUGCAUGGUCUCUCCCCUGAUGUUCUACUAGGUCUGGUCUACAUUGAGUGUUUCAUAGAUAAGUUAAUCGAUGUUCUAAAGACUAGCGAACAAGAAGGUACUACAGAGAAAAGUGCCUAUCGUGCGGCAGUUUACACAGUCAUCGAGACUGCCUCAAAGUUUAUCCUUAAAACAGCUCUACCACCCGCUGUGAGGGAAAUUGUCUUCCAUCUCAUUGCGCAGCUUUUAAGGUUGAACCAUAAAUUAGAGUCCGCAUUGGAUAGCACACCGUCGCAAGCCUACACGACACAGCUGACCUUGAUACUCACACGCCUUGCGCCAUUGAAGACAGAGCUGCAGAAAUUACUCGAUAAGGAAGUUUCCGUGACAAACGUCUCUGCUCUCGAAUUUAUUCUCAAAGGGAAUUUUGAGAACGACAAGUUCACGUCUUACCUUCAGGCGUUGUUUGAUGUUGUGCUGGCCAUGGCGGAAGUGGCACCUUUGAUGAGGAGUCGAAGUGGAUCGAAACGACAAAGACAGGGAUCGUUAACGGAGGCGCUGCUACAGGGGGAGUUAGCCGAAGCCCAAGGUGAAGCAGUCGUUUCUCCUUUGUCGUUUACUUUUGCUUCGUUUGACUUCAAGAGUGACUCGGAAACUCCAACAGCCUCCCCAGUGACUUCCCCUAGUCAAAUGGUUCCACAUACACCACCAGGGAACACUAGGCCACGACGACGAGGUAGUCUUCGUAAGAGAAAGCGAGCUCAUGUACAGGAAGUGGUCUCUCCUACUGAAAGUAUGCCAUGGUUUGACGCGGUGGUGUCAGUGACUUUGUUACUACGGAACCUGUUAGAACGCGAUUCAAGAGGUAUAACUGUUGUACAAGAAAGUCUGUGUGCAGUGGUGAAUGCCAAAUCGUCCAGUGUGAUUCAACGUCUUCUUGUCAUCACUAACAUCCCUCAAACUAUGACUAAGCAUCAAGUAUUCGAUGUAUUUAAGAAAACUUGUAAACCAAGUGGGGGGAUAUUUGAAGAGCAGACUUACUUACCCGAAAUCCUUACAUCUGACACAACAGAGAAACAAGACGAGUCCAAUAAAGGAAACUGGGAAUCACUAACACAGCAUCUACCGAGUGCCAUGGCAAAUAAGCCGCGAAGAAUCCGCGGUCAUGCAGUCAUAGAGCUACGAAAUAGCAACCAACUGGAUUUAGCUCGUCAAGCAAUUGCUUCUAACAAAUCCCUGAGAGUAUCGUCGAAUGAACAUGAAAACAUUGUUGGUAUAGCUAAAGUAAACGCAGAUCUCUUGAUGGCUGGAACUAACGAACUAGAAGCAUUUGCUGUUUUCGAUGAGUUUUUGGCUGAUAAGCUGUACUGUAGCGAAGAGCUUAGGCCUAAUGCUUUAGAAGUAUUAGCGGAAGUYUUUGAUAGCUGUAGUUUCGCCUUAUCGCAACCAGAAUUAGUGAAAGAUCAAGCUCCACCAGACGUACUGUCGACACUUGAGGRUCCCUCACGGUCGAAACCACCUGAAACUACUAAUUCCACUGAUACKAAUGACGAGGCUAUUAAAUCUACAAAAAUGGGAACUAUCCACGAAGCUAUUGRCAAUGAAAGYAAAGGAGAAGUUCAGGCAUUGGCUCAUACUGUAAACCAAUCAAAAUCAUCRGAGACGGGCAAAAGCGAACARGAAACUUCGACGCAAUUCCUGGAAUACCAGGCCUACCCAGAAGUGAUAGCGAAAGAUCUAGAGAAUUCCCGCCUCACCCCUCCCCCAGAGGGUCUUACUGAAGAACAUAUAUGCACUCCAGUGACUAGCAAUCUUCUUUUGAUCUUCUUUCAAACAUUUUGUCAUGGMAAACAGACGAUUCAAGAUGUUGUUCGUCAAGUSAUACAUGAAUAUGGAAUGGAGGUUGGGGAUGACAAAGCCUCCUGUCUCACUGUAGAUGGAUUUAUUGAAUGGGUYAAGACUAAAGCAAUGGACAAUAUCCGAUCAGUAUGGAAAGCUCUUUUUGCCUGYGGAUACGAUCUUCAAUUUCAAAGGUGUACGUAUAUAUUYCCUAAGGAUAUUCUCGAGGAUCACAYCAACUGGUCAAUAGCUAAAGAYAAGAUUUUAGUCAACUUYAUCGACCACAAAUGUCGUGCGUUAUCAACAUCACCUUCUCGACUGAUGCCUGACGAGCUGCACGUGACCCACGCUGAUCUCGCAAAUCAACAGUAUGCGGAUUUACAAAAUCUCAGUUUACUAAGUAUACGGUCGCGUUUUGCGUUCUUAAAAUCUGUCAACCAAACCRUUGAACACGUCCUCCUUCCAYUGGCGGACCUACGUGUGACSAACACACACUCRCUAAGUACAGGUGCACUCUUAAAGAURGCMAGCGGUUUGAUGUUUUAUGACACGAAAAUGGCUUUCUUGAAUCGAACGCUUGAUCAUUCGAGUCAAAGAAAUUGCCCUAAUUCAUCACCUGAAUUAUCACUCGACCCUCUGGAAUCCCUUGAAGCGGAUAAAGYAUCUUCAUCAUCUCAGUUCAGUCAAGCAGCCCGUUACCUGUCAUCUGUCUCGUCUGCUGGUUUACGCGUCAAAGUCGCAUCUGGUGGUGACCCAACGUUCCCUCUGAGGGUACAACUACGUGGAGAGCAAGUCCUGGGAUCAGGUGGUUCGUUCCGUCAUUUCAUGUGGAUAAUGGCUCGUGAACUACAGUCUCAGCAUAUCAAUUUGUUGAUUCCCUGUCCCAGCACAGCGGCUAAUAAGAAUAAGGGAAUGCUUAUAUUAAAGCCUGGUGCCAUGAGUUACUCAGAGGAGAAGCUGCUAGUAUUCUUCGGUCAGCUUCUUGGUAUUGCUCUGCGUUCAGACAUCCCGUUUGCUGUUGAUCUGAUGCCAGUGUUUUGGAAAAGUCUACUAGAUCUUCCUCUUGAUCCUCAAACAGACUUGUACGAAACAGAUAUUCUCACCUACAACUAUAUCAGACGAUUCUCCGAGGUGGAAAGCAAAGAAGAAUUCAGUACGUUGUGUUUCGAGGCAGAUUUGUGUCCAUAUCGUUUUGUGUACACUUCUCUCAAUGGUCAAGAAGUUGAGCUGUGUCCUGGUGGUGAUAGCAGGCCUGUAACAUGGGAGAAUCAUCGAGAAUACGUGGACCUAAUACGAGAACUACGAUUAAAGGAGCUUGUCUGUCCAUCGCGUAUGGCCGCUGUUCGAUGUGGUUUCUAUUCAGUUGUUCCUAUUCACGAGCUGUGUAUUUUACAACCGUCAGACUUACAGAAAAGAACUUGUGGAAUACCAAACGUUGACCUGGACUUUCUCAAGGCUCAUACAACGUAUGUGGCAGGAGUAAAAGAAACAGAUCAACACAUUGAAUAUUUCUGGAAUGCAUUAGAGAGCUUUACUCAGGAUCAGCUCUGCAAGUUUGUCAAGUUUGCCUGUAAUCAAGAACGGCUUCCAAGUAUAUGUACAUGUCAGAAGGGUACCCCCAGCACCGCUGAUGUACACGUYCCCCCGUAUCCUAUGAAGAUUGGACCCCCUGAUGGAACAGGUCGGUCAGAUGCCAGAUAUAUCCGAGUAGAGACUUGUAUGUUUAUGGUUAAACUACCUCAAUACUCCACCCAAGAAAUCACCAGCCAAAAGCUUCUGUACGCUAUUAACUGCAGAGAAGACCCUUUGACCGACAUAUAAAGUAUGGACCUGUCUAGUAGUACAUUCUGGUAAUGGUUCAUAAAUAAUAUGACGACAUUUAAACAUGGAAAGAGUAUAGCGCAGUAAUGAAAAAUACUAAGGACGGAAUGAAAACUAUAACAAGCUAAUACAAUUUUUUUCUGUUUAUUCCAACAACAAUAAUAAUAAUUACAGUACAACUAGUUUAAAAUAUUUAAAUAGUUUAACGUAUUUUAACGGUAUUUUGCAGUGGAUAUACAAACAUGUUUCAGACCUAGCCGUGACGAGGCAACAAUGCUGGAUACCCGGCCGCCGAGCAACUAAAGUUGUUCCUAAUAUAUAACCGUAAAAUAUUUUAUUGUGUCUGCCUUYAAGUAUAGCUGUUAUGACGCAAUUACGCAGCAGUGAGUUGGACGUAGCUCUAAAAUGCAAUUAUGCAAUACAGUAAAACUCCGCGUAGAGGCUAAAAAUAUAAGAAAAUGUCAGUCUGAAAUUUUCAUAAUACAACUAGUAUAAGAAGCCAUUUCAGCUUGGAAUUUCAAAGUAGGCUCUCAAUUGAUUUCCAAAUACAAAGUCAACCUGUGUGCUUACCCUCUAUGAAAAAGUAUGAAUUAUUUGAUAUAAAAUGCCACAACCACUACACAAGCUCUCCUUUUUAAGAAAAAUUAAGAACCGAGAGAGCCUGAGAACGUGCUCAUGCAGGCUGACUUGGAAUAAUCUAGGUUAUUUAACGCCGGGGUUUACUGUAUACAAAAAGAAAUUAUUUGAAUUUUUCCUUUCAACUUUUCUGUCCAGUACCCGUUUUAUAUUUGAUAAUACUGAAUUCAGAGUAUUUCUUGUAGAAUUAUAUAUUUUAGCAAUGCAAUUUGACGACAUAUCUAUAAUGUUAUUGACAUGCCAUUAUGUCAACGAAUAUAUUUUUAUGACUGUACAGUAGUUUGAUUGUAAUAAAUGGAACAUGUUUYGAUAGUAGAGUGAAUAAACUGUUCAGCUACAAAA